UAAAAAGGUACUAUAGUGUUUUAAAUACUUAUCUAUUACGUCGAACUAUUUAAAGAUUUCAUUUGUGGCGAAUAAGCCAAGUUUUAUGGAGAGUCAUUCUGCCAUCAAAACAGAUGCACAAAAGGGUUUUUUAUGGUUUGACUCAUGAGAAAUUUUGCAAAGGAUCCCUGCUCACCAUCCUGAGACCUGGCGAUGAGAUUCAAAAAGGCCUCUAUCGUCAAGGAGACUCAUGCAUAUGCCAAAUUUUCUGGGGCCAAAGUGAAUAUUUCUCCUAUCGACUGGACUUGGAAAACUUUGACAGCAACAGUGCCUGAGUUAGUUUGUGGUGAUACUUCAGUGAAAGAGCCCUCACAGAUUCUAAACUUCCUGAGAAAGCAGAGGUUUAAUGCAGACUACGAACUGAGUGCCCGCCAAGGGGCUGACACCAUGGCUUACAUUGCUCUCCUUGAGGAGAAACUCCAACCUGCAUUGUUACACACUUUCUGGUUGGAUGCUGAAAACUACUCCAAUCUGACCCGCCCGUGGUUUGCCUCCCGGUCGCCGUUCCCCCUUAAUUUCCUCGUGCCCGGUCGUCAUGCCAACAGCGCUCGCUCUCGCAUCCUGCUGACCAAAGGAGACGCGCCGUUAUGCAGAAUCACAGAGGUGGAAGGAAAGCUGUAUAGUGAUGCCAAGGAGUGCCUGAAUCUUCUCUCCUACCGACUGGGAGCAGCAAACUACUUCUUUGGCAACUUACCCACCAGCCUGGAUGCUUUUGUGUUUGGCUUUGUGGCUCCGCUCCACAAGGCCCACCUGCCCAACAGCCCCCUGCAGAGCCACCUCAGAAAGCUGGAGAACCUGACACACUUCUGCGACAACAUUCUGGCAGACUACUUCAACUCUGAACACCCGAGUCUGCCACCCUCUGUUCAGGAAACAAUGGAUGCCAACCUCCAGAAACUAACACAGCUUGUAAACAAAGAGUCCAACUUGAUAGAGAAGAUGGAUGACAACCUCCGCAGCAGCCCUCAGCACAAACCUCAUCGGCCGCAGCCCAAACCCAGUCUGGUCAUGGAAAUGAGCUCAACACCCGCGUAACACUUUAGGGAGGGAAAAACCACCUUUGUAGAUGAGACUCCUUGACCGUCGUCAGCGUUAACCGCGGUGUAACCGAUCGUGUCUAUGAAUACAAAUGGCCAAGUUGAAAGGGAA
Messenger RNA from Syngnathus typhle (broad-nosed pipefish), 1188 nucleotides. It is a transcript of the gene mtx3, whose product is annotated as metaxin 3. Gene Ontology annotation, biological process: mitochondrion organization. Lineage: Eukaryota; Metazoa; Chordata; Actinopteri; Syngnathiformes; Syngnathidae. Bases 193 to 1074 code for a protein of 293 amino acids. The record is from RefSeq and is a predicted model, not a curated record. The transcript is spliced from 9 exons. Gene Ontology annotation, cellular component: SAM complex.